Molecule: messenger RNA, 2576 nt
Organism: Mytilus californianus (California mussel)
Lineage: Eukaryota; Metazoa; Mollusca; Bivalvia; Mytilida; Mytilidae
Product: mytilin-3
Exons: 4
Coding region: 106-630 (174 amino acids)
Source: RefSeq, a predicted model, not a curated record
GAUACAUGCCAGGAUGUUACAUUAAAAACAUCUGCAGUGCAUUAUUAUCUUCAUAGUUGUAAAGGACGUACGUGCUAUAAUUCAGAAAGACAUAAAAUUUACAAAAUGUUGAAAGGGAUUAUCCUAAUUGUCACCAUCCAGCUUGUAAAUGCAAACUUUUUCGGUGUAUUUGGCAAACCGUUAUACAAUCCAUUCAAUAAGGAUAAAUAUAUGAUUGAUUUCAUCACGACAUUCAACAAACUUAUGAAUAUGAAACAACCACAGUUCCCACAUCCUAAAAGUUAUCCGGGUUUCCCUCCAUUGUUUCCAGGGAUAAAAGGAAAAAAAUCAGUCUUCAAAACCAUAGAUUUCACUGAUAUGGCUCCUGGUUCCAAGAAAACUUUCCGUGUUGACAACGGUCAAGGGAUAGCAUUUAGGAGUAAAAGCGGAAACGCAGGAGGAAUGUCAUUUUCUAGUGGAACCGGAGGCGGAAAAGGUUUUGCAUUUGGAGGAACAUUAGGUGGCGGUAGUAAUGGUGAAUUUGUAAUGAGUCAGAGUGGUCCAGGAUUGAAAGGAGGAAAAGUUACAUAUUCAAAGGGUGUUCCUAAAUUCGCAAAAGGACUAUUCGGCAUGCUUCCGUUUUUUAAAUAAUAGGGUACACGAUAGGCUAAGAUUCUCAUUUCUUCAUGAUACACUAAUAUUGUAUAUUUAUAUACUUUUGGGGAAACAUUGUAACACGGCUAUACUACUUGCAUACAUCCCAGUAUGAUAAGAUAACACAAACAGUCACUGUUGUGUGAGCAAAUAACUGUGUGUAUUACAUAUACAAUGCAUAUAUGGUUGCUGCUUCCUAAGCAGAAAACAGUCAACACCUGGCAGCUUCUACUUACACGAUGACCUACAUCAAAAUUAAUGAGACCGAGAUAAUAUGUUGACAAUAAGUAAAUGAGAUUUACAUUAAUAUAUAUAGUGCUAUUUUUCAUAUGUGCCAUAAAUUUAUAAUAAUGAGUGUUGGUUUAACCAUGUACAUUUAUUAUUGUACAUUUGAUUAUAUUCCUACUUGUACGAGAUAACCGCUCUCCCAACCAAACAAACAGUUUUUUUUUAUAAUAAAUCUGCGUUUGUUGUCACUUUUUAAAUUCUUAUAUUUACUCUUUAUUGUGCUUAUCGUUCUAGGAACGCAAUUGUUAAUUGAAAUUAUUUAUUUUCAUUGGUCUGUUUUGCCAUUUUACGACGUCUUAAUUGAAAAACGACACUUGAAACGACGAUGAUUUUCGGUCGACAUAAAUGACGGUUUUACGGAAACAUUUUUCAAUCUUGGUGCAUUUGAUGAACCAAACUUGUAAUGAAGUGGUUUACAGAAGGUCUUCAUUGAUAAUUGAUGAAAUUUCAUUUUUAAAAUAAGAUUCCAAUCAAUUUUCAAAACACAUUUAAAUGCCGAUGACCACUCAUAAAGAUUAAUUAUUUUAAACUAAUCGAGUUGCAAAGUACUUAUACGAAGGUGCGUUUGCUUUAGGUGUCUCGUACAGUAAGGUAAGAUCAACAUUUGUAAUAACCAAUUUCAUUUAGUUGUUAUAGACUGAAAAAACUUUACUAACAGAAAAUUUAACAACGUAAAGUAUGUACAUAUAUAACUUUAAUUUUUGAAAAACUAACGAACUAACUAAAUCUACAAAGAUAGCUUCAUUUUAACAUGUGAUGUGUUUUGUAUGUUUAAGAUUUAUUUUAAAUUGUUGAAUGUGUAGAUUGUAAUAUAUUUCCAUGUAAUAUUUUCAUGUUGUAAAAUCCACUGUUAUUCAUUGUUAAGUUUAAUAACUUUUCUUUUUUCUCAUACGUUGACAAAAAUGUGUUUUCUUUAUUAAUAUUUCGGCCUGUUAACUUUAUUGUCAUGUAACAGUUGUUUCGUUGUUUUUGCUAUAAUAACGUUUUACCCCCAUUCUUACGCCCAUAACAGUGACUGAUUUUGUUAUCAGCUUCAGUCAAAUAUUUCGUGCACAUACGGGCAUAAACAAGUUACAAUGUUUAGAUGAACUAUUAAAACUCAAAAACGAGCAUUUUUUUUUUAAAGUUUGAAAACUAUCGAUAUCUCACUAAAAGAAUUUAAAAAUGUUUAAGGAAUGCAUCUGCAUAAAAAAAAAUCGAAAUGAUUAAUGUAUGCUGAAUAGUAAUUUUGCGUUGAAAAGUUAGGACAUGUAAUUUUUCUUAUCAAUCUCGAUAUCAUCGAUAUCAAUCGAUCAAAUUUCAGACCUCGCAGUAUUGCCUACACUCCUUGGACUGUCAUGCGCGUUUCGGGAUGAUAUCGGGACAAAUACAGAUAAUGAUAUUUAAUAAUGUGUAAUAUUCUUUAUACAUUUUUACAGGAAGGAAUAUUUUACCUUUAAAGUCUAUCACCGGACUUCUUACUGCAAUUAUGAUUCAUAUUCCAUUUUCAUGUGUAUAUCAUUAAUGUUUUUUUUCAGAUUGCAGGAGUAUCUUGAAUGUUCGUUAAUUUAUAAUAAAAGAAAUUUUAUUUAUUGGCUUAAAGUCAGUUCUGUAGAUAUUUUACUACCAUAUUGUACUAAAUUCCUUGCAUGAUGAAUAAAGGAUAAAAUAUUAAA